AUGCCGGUAGAGAACAGGGAAUCAUGGAAAGAAUAUCAGGUUUUCAGCAUCAGCUAUCUCAUCUUCCUUUUUGAGAUAAUUGUUGGAGCUAAAGUGUUCUGGUAUCCUCAGGUGGCACACAUCCCCAGUGCGCUAUUCUUCGACUUAGAUGGCAUAGUUGAUCGGACAACUGAUCUUCUGCUCAUCAGAGGAGAGGUCGUGCAGGCCGUGUUCAGCCAGCCAGGGACGAGAUGGCUGAGGGCUCGCGCUGCUGGGAAGCAGCAGGUCAGGGAAUUCGAGCUUGUUCGGGGAAGGGCGCACACGGGGAAGAAGAGUUGGAUCGUCAGCUUUGAUGGCAUCAACAACCUGGACGAGGCUAGGCAAAUAGUUGGUUCAGCUAUACUUGUGAAAGCUCGAGAUAGACCAGAAAUUGAGGAUGAUGAAUUCUAUUCACUUGACCUUGUUGGAAUGAGAGUUAUUGUCAAGGAUACAGGCAAGCUCGUAGGAAUAGUUGGUCAGGGUUUCAAUUUCGGAGGUGGAGAUCUUCUACAGGUGAUAAUGGGCUCUUCUGAGGGUACUGCUGUUGAUCCAGAUUCAGAAAAUCAAGAUUCAAACUCAUCACGUGAGCAUGUGUGGAUUCCAUUUGCUGAAGAUAUUGUACCUGAUGUUGAUAUGGCAAGCAGAGAAAUGCGGAUUACACCUCCGAAGGGGUUACUUGAGCUCAAUUCUCGUUCUAACAAGAGAUCGAAGAAAGAAAGGCAUGCGAUGGUUAGGUCUGCAUCAUCCUUUUCUAGCAUCCAUGCUCGCAUCUACAGCCAUGAUUUGCAUCUUAAAAGAAAUAAAGAAUGUGUCAGGUCCAUAGUACUGAAAUGUUGAUAGCAGUAGAUGUCCUGGCUGAAGAUUGUAGAUAUUAUCUUGCAUGUAUUAUAACAAAUGACUCCUCCCCUCACGAUGACUUUGCGGACAGAUGUCUCAAUUCUAGUGGUGGAGCUACGAACAACAAUCUGAUGUCCUGAUCGAGAGCGAUGGAGCUAAUAUUUGAACUUGUGUGUUUGAACUUGUGAACUAAAAAUGUGAACUAUGGAUGUGAACUUGUGUGAAUUUGUGAACUUAUAUAUUUGGACUUGUGUGAAUUUGUGA
Molecule: messenger RNA, 1119 nt
Organism: Zea mays
Lineage: Eukaryota; Viridiplantae; Streptophyta; Magnoliopsida; Poales; Poaceae
Product: ribosome maturation factor RimM
Exons: 6
Coding region: 1-855 (284 amino acids)
Biological process (GO): rRNA processing
Cellular component (GO): ribosome
Molecular function (GO): ribosome binding
Source: RefSeq, a predicted model, not a curated record